GACCUUUGCUUGCUUAUAAAGGCUGCCCCUGCCUCCGGCUCUCAAACUGUUGUCCAGGAGACUCGCUCAGCAGUAUCACUGUUCUUAAGAUCUCCAUCUGGGAGAAGUUUUUAUUCUCAUCACCAUGGCUGUGACCAACCAACCAGGCAGAUUUGAGCCCUCUGACUUCCAGACCGGUCUGUGUGAUAUCUGUGAUGACUGCGGAACCUGCUGCUACGGAUGGUUCUGCUUCCCGUGUCUCGGCUGCUCCAUCGCCAGCGACAUGGACGAGUGCUGCCUGUGUGGUAUAAACAUGGCAAUCCGCAGCGUCUACAGAACCAGAUACAACAUCAGAGGAUCCUUGUGCAAGGAUUACAUGGCGUACUUCUUCUGCCCUGUCUGCGCCACCUGCCAGCUGAAGAGAGACAUCGACCUGAGAAAGAAGCAGGGCGUAUUCUGAACAGAUGUCGCCCUGACAACAGAGGAGCUGCAGACUGCGAGGCCGAUAAAAACGGAGCCCGUUCCUCUUUCUGAUGAAUAAAUAUUUCCUCUUUAUGACAUUCGUUUUUAUGCUCAUCUUUUCCGUAAAGCACCUUGUGUUUAGCUUUUUUCCCUUCCCUUCCCUUGGCACGUGAACUGUUCCCACCCUACGAAAGACAGAUUCUUAUCUUCCAACCAGGUCAUUGGCAUUCACUCUGCCGUGUCCCACCCAGGGCUAUGAUAUACUGCCUUUGUAUUAUGUUGUUCUACGCUGUUCAUUAACUUUUGUCUCAAAUAUUGAGAUUGGAUCAGCUAACAUGAUGCUGUAAAAGGCUUCGUUUACAUCGACAUCAGCUUGUUAAACUGUUUACAUCUUCCACAGGAGGGACUUUGGCGGCAUAAAAGUGUAUCUGAUCAGCAUCUUAAUUACAAACAUCUUAAAUGCUUAGAAUAAAUACUGUUAUGAUGGAA
Messenger RNA from Fundulus heteroclitus (mummichog), 930 nucleotides. RefSeq names its product placenta associated 8. The transcript is spliced from 5 exons. NCBI's taxonomy places the organism in Eukaryota, Metazoa, Chordata, Actinopteri, Cyprinodontiformes, Fundulidae. Bases 125 to 439 code for a protein of 104 amino acids. Gene Ontology annotation, biological process: positive regulation of transcription by RNA polymerase II. The record is from RefSeq and is a predicted model, not a curated record.